GAUGCCUCCGAAGAUGGAGAAGUUUCUGCAAAUUGCGCCUCACUCACUGGCCAUCGUCCUGGGCCCCGCCGAGGGGCCGGCGGGGGAGAGGUCCGAGGCCGCCCGGCCCGCGUCCCCGGCCCAGCCCCGGCAGCUCGCCCGGCACCACAUCGGCUACGAGAUCUUCGCCGACUUCAAAGCCGAGAACAUGCAGCACUUCUGGAACAAGAAGGUCACGGCCGCGGUGGCCGAGACGUUCUUCCUGGGCUGGAUCGACGAGCAGGUCCUGCUAAUCCAGGGCAAGGAGGAGCAUCUGGAGGCGCUGCGCGAGGGCUGGUCGCGCCGGGCGCUGCGGCCGCCCUCGGGCUUCCACAUCCGCUGCCUGGUGCAGGUGUAGGAGCAGAUGGCUUUAAAAGUCUUCUUGGCCAGCUAUCAG
Molecule: messenger RNA, 415 nt
Organism: Lagenorhynchus albirostris (white-beaked dolphin)
Lineage: Eukaryota; Metazoa; Chordata; Mammalia; Artiodactyla; Delphinidae
Product: storkhead-box protein 1-like
Exons: 2
Coding region: 2-376 (124 amino acids)
Biological process (GO): positive regulation of transcription by RNA polymerase II
Cellular component (GO): cytoplasm; nucleus
Molecular function (GO): DNA-binding transcription activator activity, RNA polymerase II-specific; RNA polymerase II transcription regulatory region sequence-specific DNA binding
Source: RefSeq, a predicted model, not a curated record